AUGAACCCGCGAGCGCAGACACAGAGACAGAUGCAGAUGCAGAUCCCGUUCGACUUCAGCCUGCCCCCGCGGCCCACGCCUACGGACGGCGUCAUGACCGAGACGUCGGACACGCAGGCGGAGAUGGAGAGCGUGUUGCAGCGGUAUCUGCCCGUCGGGGGCGGGGUGUUGCAUACGGCGCCUCAUGCACAUGGGCACGGAGCGGGGAGGGGAAACUUGAAUGGGAACGGCAGCGCUGGAGCAGGAGCAGGAGGAAGUGGCGGUGGAGGAGGCGGUGGAGGGGGACCAGGCGGCUCGGCGGGGGUAGGUGGGGCGGGCGGCGCGCCCGCGCUGCAGCGCAACGCGCACCUGCAGUUCCUGGUGCGCAACCUCACGCAGGGCUUCCCCGAGCGGUAUGUGUCGCAGGACGCGAGCCAGCCGUGGCUGCUGUUUUGGACGCUGCAGAGUUUUAGCGUGGCAAGGGUGGGGCUGGAUCCGGGGAAUAAGCAGCGGGCGAUCGACACUAUUCUCGCGUGGCAGCACCCCGAUGGCGGGUUCGGCGGCGGCCCAGGACAGGCAGCGCAUCUUCUCCCGACGUAUGCGGCCGUCUGCGCGCUCGCGAUCGUCGGUCGGCCAGGACCCGGAGGCGGAUGGGACCAAAUUGACCGGGAGAAGAUGUACGCGUUCUUCAUGUCGCUCAAGCAGCCCGACGGCUCCUUCACCGUCUCGCACCACGCCGAGGUCGACGUGCGCGGGACGUACUGCCUGCUCGUCGUCGCGCACCUGCUCGACCUGCUCACUCCCGCCCUUGUCCGCGGUACGGCCGCGUUCGUCGCGAGCUGCCAGACAUACGAGGGCGGGUUCGCGUCCGCGUCGCAGCCGUACUUUGCUGCGUCGACUUCGGGUGACGGGGAGCCGGUAUUGCUGGAGGAGCCACGGCCGGCGCUGGGCGAGGCGCACGGCGGGUACACGUUCUGCGCGCUCGCGUCGUGGGUGAUGUUGCGGCGCUUCUUGCCGCCAGAGGAGCCGUCGUCGUCAUCCCCAGUUCCACCAUUAUCUGCAUCAUCAGCACCAGAGAGACGCCCGCAGAUAAACUACAAGUCGCUCACGCGCUGGCUCGCGCAGCUGCAGGGCGGCGAGGCCGAGCUCGGCGGCUUCAGGGGGCGCACGAACAAGCUCGUCGACGGGUGCUAUUCGUGGUGGGUCGGCGGGUGCUUUGCGCUGCUCGAGGCGCUUGGCGUCGGCGGCGGUGCCGCCCCAGCGUCAGCGUCUUCCCAUGUGCACGCAUUCCACCUGCAUUCUGGGGGAGGAGGGGAUGAAGAGGGGGACGAGGAAGAUGGGUGGAAGGACGUUGAUGACUCGUUGUGGAACCGCGCCGCGCUGCAGACCUACCUCCUCUGCGCGGGCCAGCAUCCCGCUGGCGGGCUACGUGAUAAACCACCAAAACCGGCAGACGCAUACCACACACACUACUGCCUCUCCGGCCUCUCGUCCGCGCAGCAUCACGUCGCGCCCGACGCGGCGCGCCGCGAGGAGGUGUUGGCUGUGUGGCAGGGUGAGGCUGAGGAGGUGCUCCGACGCGAGCUGUACGCCGACACGCUCGCGUGGGCCGAGGAGGAAGGGACGGCGAUGGUGCUCGGCGGGUCGGUGAACGGUGUUAACGCGACGCAUCCUGUCUUUAACCUCACGAUGACGCAUACGGAGGGCAUCAUGGGGCACUUUUACAAGCAGGUGAUUCCGCGGCGGAUGUAA
Coniophora puteana RWD-64-598 SS2 is the source of this 1731-nucleotide messenger RNA. RefSeq names its product terpenoid cyclases protein prenyltransferase. The record is from RefSeq and is a predicted model, not a curated record. Gene Ontology annotation, molecular function: protein farnesyltransferase activity. Gene Ontology annotation, cellular component: protein farnesyltransferase complex. The transcript has 7 exons. Bases 1 to 1731 code for a protein of 576 amino acids. NCBI's taxonomy places the organism in Eukaryota, Fungi, Basidiomycota, Agaricomycetes, Boletales, Coniophoraceae. Gene Ontology annotation, biological process: protein farnesylation.